This is a messenger RNA of Pichia kudriavzevii, 1182 nucleotides long. RefSeq lists its product as uncharacterized. Gene Ontology annotation, biological process: regulation of transcription by RNA polymerase II. NCBI's taxonomy places the organism in Eukaryota, Fungi, Ascomycota, Pichiomycetes, Pichiales, Pichiaceae. The coding region runs from base 1 to 1182 and encodes 393 amino acids. The transcript has a single exon. Gene Ontology annotation, cellular component: nucleus. Gene Ontology annotation, molecular function: DNA-binding transcription activator activity, RNA polymerase II-specific; RNA polymerase II cis-regulatory region sequence-specific DNA binding. The record is from RefSeq and is a predicted model, not a curated record.
AUGCUCCAAACAGUCAUCUCCAGCCAUUUACUCCCCCCUCCUGUAAAGGACUUUGAUCCACCUCUCUCAAAUGCUGUCAACUUGAAUAGCAUAUCCAAAUCCACAACACCAAACUUAACUUCAAAUUCAUCACCCACCUUGGCUUCAAACUCCAUUUCAAAUCCCACAUCCAUUUCUGCACCUUCUUCGUCAUCCACAAUGGUAGGCUCGGGUUCGAUCGCAGGUCCUAUCUCGGGAUCGGGUGCAGGAUCAGGUUCAGGCCAUGGUUCUAGUUCGGGUUCAUUCUCAGGCACUGGCUCUGUUGGGAAUUCAGACUCCUUCAAUUCUGUCCUCCCUUACAAUAACAUUCUCUUGCCUCCCCUGAACAACCAAUACCUCUACGGAAUACCUAUUCAGUCAAACCUACCACCAUUGCUUAAACUUCACGAUCAGUACCCCUACUAUAAUAAUAACAAUAACACCCCAUCCAAUACCAAUACCAAUAUCAAUACCAAUACCAAUACCACAAACAACAGCAUCACUUCUACUACCACCAGUAACAGCAGUAUCUACAACACAAGUUUUGGUAGCUCCAGUGGGAAUGGUAGCUCGUUUGCUUCCGUAAAUGCUCCUUCAUCGGUCUCCCUAUUGUCCAGUCCUCAUAGCGAGCCCUUGUCACAUAACCAUAUGCAUAUGCAUAUCCAUGGCUCAAACGCUAAAUUAUCCAAAUCCCAACCAAGGAAGAAGAGAGAAUGCCCCAUUUGCCACAACUACUAUUCAAACUUGACCACUCAUAAGACCAUCCAUAACAAGAACCUUAAACCAUUCAUUUGUAAGACUUGUAACAGGGCCUUCAAGAGAAUGAACGAUUUGAUAAGGCACGAGAAGUGCCACUUGUCCAAACUUGGCGAAUGGGAAUUCCAGUGUCCCUUCCAUCCGGGACAGUCUAUCUCAAGUUCAAGUCAAAUAGCCACAAAAUCAAAUUACUGCCAUCACACUGGAUGUUUCACAAGAUGCGACACUUAUAAGAACCACCUCAAGGCAAUCCAUUUCAAGUAUCCUCCAAAUACACUGAAAAAUGAUCGCUUGAAUGUUCCUGGUCAUUGCAAGGAAUGCGGUGAAGGAUUCAACAAUGUCCAGGACUGGCUCAUAAAUCAUAUCGAAACUAACAGCUGUCCAAAGUUUUUCAAAAAUUCAAAAUAA